Messenger RNA from Humulus lupulus (European hop), 1197 nucleotides. Its product is annotated as peroxisomal membrane protein 11A. The record is from RefSeq and is a predicted model, not a curated record. Gene Ontology annotation, cellular component: peroxisomal membrane. Bases 273 to 1046 code for a protein of 257 amino acids. The transcript is spliced from 2 exons. Gene Ontology annotation, biological process: peroxisome fission; regulation of peroxisome size. NCBI's taxonomy places the organism in Eukaryota, Viridiplantae, Streptophyta, Magnoliopsida, Rosales, Cannabaceae.
UGUCAGUGAUUUAUGGCGUAAAAUUUCACUCUGACAUUAUCUUUUACGAUUAAACUUUGGCGUUUGUUACGAAAAACAGCGUAAUGGCUAGAAAAGGCGGUGGCAGUCGCCGUGGAAGAUAAUAAAAAAUAUAUAUAAAUAAUUAAAUUUUUUACUCUGUGGUGAGAUGCUUGUUAUGUUACUGUGGUCACUAGUCAAUUUCAUCAACAGAGAGAGGGAGAGAGAGAAAGAUCAUAUAGCUGGAGUGAAGAGGAAGAACUCUGGGCGACUCCAUGGAUUCGAAAGCUUCAACCACUUCGAUUUCGGUUCCAAAAACCCCAAUCCAAUCGAAGCCCAAAGAUAGAGACUUCUUGAACCGUCUCGAAGUUUACCUCGCAAAGAGAGAUGGCGUGGACAAACUCCUUAAGAUCUCAAGGUACGCCACCAAGAUCAUCCUUGCCUCCUCUGCUCUCCCGGAAACUCUACCCAUAACCGGCCGCCUCAAGAGCUUCGAGUCCAGCGUUGGGCUGAGUCGGAAGGCUUUCAGGCUCGGAAAAUUCGUCCAAGACGUGAACGCCCUAAGGAACUCGCAAUUCGAUUCGAAACAGGGUCUCGCUCUCUCGGUGAUUGCUUAUGGAGGAGAGGGAUUGUAUUACUUCGUCGAACAAUUUGUCUGGUUGGCGAAAUCGGGGUUGAUCGAUCCAAAACAUUCCAGGAAUUUGCAAAAGCUGAGUGCUUGGGCUGAGUUUAUUGGGUACCUAGGAAGCAUAUCGUUGAAACUUAGGGAUUUGAAUCGGAUUGGGGAAGACGAAGCGUGCCUGAAAUCGAGCAUCGGAAUUGCGAUUGUUAGAGGAAUCGGAUACCAGGAUGAAAAGGAGAAAUUGAAGAAGAUAAGGGAGAAGAAAUUGAUGAAGAAAGUGUCGAUUUUUCAAGACUUGGCUGAUGGGUUAAUGGCUUUGGCGGAUAUUAGGAAUGGGAAAGGGGUUCUUUUGGGGCCUCUUUCAGUAUCUUGCGCUGGACUGUUAUCGGCCAUUGUUAGCACCCAUAAGAACUGGGUGUCUUGCUAAAACUCAUAAAGUCAUAAUUCAAAACUCAACAAAUAAGAAAAGAUUUAGUGGUGAUUAACUCGAUCCUUGGGAGAAAUUGUUGGUAAUUCUUUCGACAUUUUCUUAGAUUUUGACUAUCGCACCCGCCACGAUUUAAUGCGCUUUCAUCUAA